Spirodela intermedia is the source of this 15737-nucleotide messenger RNA. NCBI's taxonomy places the organism in Eukaryota, Viridiplantae, Streptophyta, Magnoliopsida, Alismatales, Araceae. The record is from the annotation of a GenBank genome assembly.
AUGGAAGGGGGCCAUCGAUCCCUCCUCACAGCCCCCCUGCUCGCCGAAGCGGAGCUCCGAUCUGGGAGUGAUGCGGAUGCCGCGGCCGACGUUAUCCUGGAUAUCAGAGAUGCUGGCAGCCUCCGCGGCAACGAGCUGAUGCAGGGAUACUCCUCAGAGAGUGUCGAGGGCGACGUCGAGGUGGUCGUAACGGCGGGAGGAGAGGACAGCAAUCCGUUCGACCUUCUCGGUGCCGUCCCGUUCCGGUAUAUUCGGCAGCCGUGCUCCCUCGAUCCGUUCCGCAACCAUACGCCUACUGUGGAGGGGGUUUACGAGUUUUCUAAGAUAGUGCUUUGCCUGCCACUCGCCCUUGCUCGCCUCGUCCUCUUCGGGCUCUCCCUCGUGGUGGGGUUCUUGGCCACCAAACUGGCGUUGCAGGGCUGGAAGGACAAGCAGAGCCCCAUGCCGAGGUGGAGAUGCCGCAUCAUGUGGAUCACCCGGCUCUGCGCCCGUUUGAUCCUCUUCUCCUUUGGGUAAGGGGAAGAAAUUCUGACUCAUUGAUCUUUGUUCUCGUUGUGAUCAUGUCUCAUGGAUUUAGUCCUCUCUUAUGAACUAAAAUACCAAAUUUCUCUCUUGCUUCUUCUUUGGGCUAAAUAUGAACACGAAACCAAAAAUUUGACGGACAUCUUGGUGUUUCUUUCUUGUUCCGUGUUCUUCCCUUUAGUGACAUCCGAACAUAAAUAUGCCAUCUGUUUUGAGCCUCCAACUUCUGUGACACUCUCUACCAGACAAGCUGUAAGUUUUGACAUGAACAAACAGUGCAUAAAAAUGUUCUAUAACUCGUGGAGGUGCUUGACGACUUUCCUUGGGUUUGAUGACCUUCCCAUUUCAAUGGACCAGAGUGGUCAGAGAUCUGCAACAUAAGCGUCUUAGUGCUUCAAGUUUGAUGAGAAGGACAGUAUUCAGAGUUAAAUAUCUUAAUUACUUCACAAUAUGAUGUUUUCUACUAUGUGAUUGUUGAUAUAUACAUGAGUGUUCUGUAACACGUUAGUGGAAGUAAUAACAACUUUUGACUCAUUGCUUGUCAAUGAUCUUCUGGGUACAGACCUGUUUCAUGCUUCAACAUAUACUAGUUUUAAUCGUUUUGAGGCUCAUCUGUAACGAAUUCUAGGUACAGUAGUCGUCAUCUAAUUAAUCAGCUCAGACACCAGACUGUUCAUUGCCACCCAUUCUAUCUCACCCUAAAUGGAACGACUCAACCAGUCAAUCUGUGCCCUGACCCAAGACCCAUGUCCGCUUUUUUCCGCCCUUUUAUUUUGGGCUAACAGUGUAGCUUGGAUUCUGAGGUGAUCUCCUGGCCAAUAAGCAGAAUUCUUCUUCAUACAUAAAAAAUAAAAUUUAAUCGCAUAAUUCAGACUGACAUUACAAUAAUGAUUAGAAUUGGUUAGUUUUCUAAACCUUGGUUGAGAGGAAUAUUCUCUUCUUUGACUGAGCAUCAGAUUUAUGUGGUGGGAUAAUGAAAUUCAUUUGUGAUCAUGUGUGGCUGUUGGCAAAAUUACUGAGCGUUUCUAUGAAGCUGGCCGUUUCUCCUUGUAUUUCAAUGUAUUUCAUAGUCAGAAUAAACCAGCAUUUUAAGCCGAAAUGAAUAAUGACUUUACAUGCGUUAUGCACCUAUUCUAAGUUCAAUAUUUAAAUCGAAUUUAGAUGAAUUGUUACAUUGCCAUCAUCAUCAUCAUCAGUCCCUAUCCCAUCCAUUUGGCAGCAAAUUAGAUCUUUAAGGCAGAAAUUCUCUGAGGUCAACUUUAUCAAUGCCGAAGCCUGGCAAAAGGAUUUGGUAAGCAUGAAGGAAGUACUCCCAGUUAAGAGAUUGGGUGGGGCUUAUGAGACUAUGUGGUGACUUACUAAUGUGGAGCUGGAUGAACACUUCAAUUGGCAUGUGCAUAGAGGAAUAUCAAAAUGUGGGUCCUUACUUUCUGUGCAACACGUGUUAUGAUUCUUUUAACAGAUUGCUCAUUCGUUGAUCUCCCUUUCUGUUUAAUCUGUAGAGAAAGGGGUUUUCUUUCUUCCCUACCUGAAGAAUACCUGUGGUUACCCACACUCUACAUCUUCUUUUAUAUCUUCACUGUUUUUUUUACUCAACACAAUAUAAUUGGUGGUCCUUUAUUACUGCAGUUUUUCUAGCUUUAGCUUCUCUGGUUUGAUGCUCUAUGAUCAUUUUUCUGAAGACAAUAACCUGGUUUAAGCGGGGAAAGGGGAAUUUACAUGUGGGAGAUGCACUAAAAACAUGUUUUCCAAAUCACUUCUCUUUCCUGAAUGAGUUUAUUUCGCUAGUUGUUAUAUAUCUACGGAUAUCGCUUUAUUUUUGGGAUAUUUCUAUCUUAAUUAACCCUUUUUCGUUGCCCAGUUGUAAAAGUUAGUUUGAGUGUUUUCCACUAAUACUCGUGAUGGAAAUCCAGUCCUGCCAUUUAUUGGAUGGAUUUGACUGAUUUUUUGAUUGAUUAUCAUGUGCCUGUGUCUUCUUGUCAGAUAUCAUUGGAUUAAACGGCGAGGAAGGCCUGCUUCCAGAGAGAUUGCUCCAAUUGUGGUGUCUAAUCAUAUUUCCUAUAUAGAACCCAUUUUUUUCUUUUUUGAGCUAUUUCCAACUAUUGUGGCCUCUGAGUCACAUGACAGCAUACCUUUUGUUGGAACAAUUAUCAGAGCUAUGCAGGUAUCAAUUAUGAUCUCUCAGGCUGUAAUUAUUUUAUCAUUUCUUGCCAAUAGCUAUACUGAUAUUACGGUUUUGAUCCACAAAGUCUUACAUUUAAUGCGAUAUUUCAUGUUUUAGGUAAUAUAUGUUGAUAGAUUCUCUGCGCCAUCGAGAAAAAAUGCUGUUAACGAAAUAAAGGUACUGAUUUCUGGAUUGAUGUUAAUUCUAGUAAUUAAUCCUCUCUGGUAUGUCCAAUUUUUAUCUUGUAGUCGUACCAGAUAAACUUUAAAAUGAAACUUUGUUCACCUACCUACUUCAAUUUACUUUUGCAUCUGCCAAUAGCUUGUGGAGAAUAUGGUCCAUAUAAAGAUUUUACUUGUAUAAGAAUAUCAGGACGCUGUUCUAAUGAUCAUCUAUCAAAUUCUAAGUCUGGAAACUGAGGUUCUGUCCUUUAUUUUUAUAUUAUAUGCUAUGUUUUUUUUUGGCAUCUGGGUUUGUGAUACAUACAGCUACAAUGUUUCCUGUUAAAAAGUGGUAUUGUCAAAAUCAAUGCCCUUUGUGAUAUUCCAUGGUUGUUUAGAUGUUCAGGUUUGUCAAAAAAAAUUAUACUUCCUUUCAAUCCAGCUACACAUGAGUAAGUUUUUUGCUAGUGAAGCAAUAUCAUUCAUUUUAUAGAAGAUUAAAGAAAUCUUUAGAUUCUAGGGCUACGUGACUGGAAUUUCUUCUCUUAACUUCGUGCACUUUUUUAAAGCUCAGUGUACUCUUUAUAUUAGUCGUAUAAGUGGGGCCAUGUGUUGUUAAUUCAAAAAGCUCAGUGAAAUAUUAAAAACUGUAUCUUAAUCUUGCAACAUUGUGGGGCCAAGGCGUAUAUUAAAGCUCAGUGUUGUUAAUUCAAAAACUGGAUCUACUGAAAAUUUAGUAAAUUGCAACAUUGACCUGCUGCAAUGCUGGAAUUGUUGACCCCCGCAGCCACGCUGAUCGGAAACUAGUAUAAAAAAGGGAUUUUAGUAAAUUAUUGGGUCACAAACGUGAAGGAUAUCUGCCCAUCCUUGCUGAGAUAAAAUAAGGGUGACGGAUAAAAGAUAGCAUAGAAAACAGGACAGGAUAAAGAAAAUAGUCAAUAAAAUAGACAUCUGGUUCAAAGUUGACAACAUCUGUCAAUCAUUUUGUGCAAUCAUAUGUCACAUUAUCAUUUAACAUGAUCAUGUUAGUUGUGAAAAAAAAAAAAGCAACUGAUCUAAGCAAAGGAAGAGCAAGGAAACAAAUCCAAGGUUUAGUUUUCAUCACAUUAUUUCAGUGACGGUUUGAAAUGAACUUUAAUCAACAAGUCGGUCACGCAAAUUAAGUCAGAUUUGUGAUGAGAUUUUUGUUAAUUCUGGAAAUUGUGUUGAUCUAUGAGAAGAAGAGCAUUUUACCUUGAGAAGAAGAGCAUUAAAUUGUGUUUUAGGUCGGAUUAUGUCAAAAUAAGCUUUUAGGUCAGUACGAAGCACAACGGGAUUGGUCGUUUAGUGAAUCCCCUGAGGCAUUAGAAAUAUUUUUGCAAGGCUUGGUCUUCAAUUUGCUCAGUUUUUUAUAACAAUUUAUCUUUCAAUUAGAUAAUGCUAAUGCCACCCCUUAUUAGUUUUGUUUGUGACAUUUGGUCCAAAAAGUCUUUUACGAUGUUGUAUGUGCAAGCUCUUUCUAGGUCUUGUUUACAUAAUUUCCGUGUCUUUAUGACAGGUAGCCUGACCUGCUAUGAUUUGCCUUCAUUUCCAUACUCUGGAACAUAGUAUGUGCAUAUUUUUAGAAUUGAAAGGGGUGAAUGUAUUGUCAGGGCCAUGUUUUUGCUUGACUGAAUGUAAUUGUGAGCCUUUUUGUCAUUCUCCGUUUAUUUUGUUAUAAAAAUUUGAAAUCCAUUUAGUUUCUGUCCAUAUAUUCCCUAUUUGAUACAGAAACGUUGUUUUAAGGAUCUAAAUUCAGAGAAAGGCUUCGUCCAAUGGGUUUCCUCGAGUCCUUCUGUUUCCAGAAGGUACUACUACAAAUGGAAGGGCCAUUAUCUCAUUCCAACUUGGUGCAUUCAUCCCGGGGUUUCCAGUGCAACCCGUUAUUGUUCGUUAUCCCUACAUACAUUUUGAUCAGUCAUGGUGAGUCUUUUUGUCUCCUGAAGUUUUAUAUGUUGUUUCAUAUGCUACAUAAAUUCGUGAUUUAGUAACACCAUUUUAAUUCAGGGGAUUUAUUUCUCUGGCAAAGCUUAUGUUCAGAAUGUUUACCCAGUUUCACAAUUUCCUGGAGGUACCGCCUUACUAUUCAUUCAUUUUUUGUUUGUGUUGUAAUACUACUGGAUUAAUACAUGUUAACGAGAAUGUUACCUUUAGAAGGAUGAGCCUUCAUUUAGUUCCUGGUUUUCAUGGUCUUGGGGAGACGUGCAUUAUAUGCUCCAUGCCAUUUGCCUGAUCAUUUAGAUCGUUCCUUUUUGGUAACGAUAUCACUUUGAUUGCGUUUGAUGUCUCUGUAAAAGGUCGGUCAAAUUGGUGCGGUAUUGGUUUUCUGAAAACCGUCAAAAUGAAUCUAUUGGUUGUUAGCUUAACUGACUGCGCCGGCUCAGCUCUUACUCAUGUGAUUUUACAGAUAAGAUUUUUUAUGGAAUAGAUUUCCUUUCAAAAACUUCAUUGUUGCUAGUCUUCUGAUAUUGAUACCUAUGGAGGAUUGGAAUAUUGGAAAAUUAAUAAUCUCAUAUGAUUGAAGUAUAUCCAUGGUCAGCUGAUACCGUCUUCUUUGUUUAUUUUAAUUGUAUGCAGAUAUUAUUUUCCAUGUGGUUGAUGACAUUCAAUGUGGCCUUUCAUAUGAUCAUGGAAGAUUCAUGCUCAAAUCAUAAAAUUAUUAUGUUCAUAUUAGAUGCAUGCAUGUCAUGGUGGGUAUUACUCUCCACUUGGUCCGUGUCAUUCAUAUAGGAGAAGGGCUAAUGAUGCCCUUUCUAGCUGUUGUAAACAAAAUGGGGAACACUACACUCAAUGAUUUCUUUUGUCAACUAUCCUUGAGUGGAUAGAAAUUGGAGAUAUGGUAUAAUGUAUUUCUUUCCGUUCUGAUCUAAAUUCUUGAAAAUAUCUUGUCUGUUAGCUCAUUAAUUUUUCUAGAACUGUGGAUUAAAACCAUGAUUCAUUAAAAUAAUAUCACUCAUUGUACGCUCGUCAUAUUAAUUGCAUGCAUUUAAUGGUAGAUAUUACUUUCCAUAUGGACGGUGUCAUUCAUAUAGGAAGAAGGGUUAAUGGUCCCUUUCUAGCUGUAGUAAGCAAAAUGCGAAACAUUACACUCAAUGAAUUUUUUUGUCAACUUCUAGUAGAUUGAAAUUGGGGCUACGGUAAAACGCAUUUCUUCCACUCUAAUCUAAAUUAUUGAAAACAGCUUGUCUGUUAGCUCAUUAAUUUUAUUAGUACUGUGGAUUAAAACCAUGAUUUAAAUAAAAUCACUCAUUUUAUACUGUUUCUUUCAAUUCAACAUUAUUGAACUCUCAUCAGUUUUUUUCCCUUAUUCAAAAUUAUUCAGAAUUAUACUGUGGAUUAGUCGUUAUAUUUUUUAUGUUUACAAUAACCUGAGAGCAUCAGGAUGCUCUCAGUAGCGUUACUUGUUCAUUUGCAGCUUGUAGGAAAUGAUGUGCUUUUAGUAACUCUGUGCCUGAGCACUUUCAGGUUAUUUUGAUAGUAAAAGAAAAUAUCAACAUUUCUAUCUACUUUGUGCUAUGUGCAUAUGUAUCUUAAUGGACUCUGACAUUAUUCUAAAAAAAGUUUCAACUUUUCUACCUGAUUUUGUCUGUUUGGAUAUGCAUUCUAUGUGAUUGGUCUCUGACAUCUUCAUUCCACAGGUGGAAUACCUCCCCGUCAUUUUCCCAUCAGAAAAAAAACUUGAAACUGCCUCAGAAUUUGCUGAAAGGGUAAGUAGAAUUCCCAAAAUGCCUAUAGAUCAUUGAUGGUGCAAUGGAGAGUUGAUAAUGUAUUUCUUUCUCACAUGUUUCAUAAAAACUAAUAGACGAUGCAUUUGUUUCCAUAACAUGCCCAUCAUUAAAGGAAUCGAAUCAAGUGUAAUGUGUUUAUUUCCUCUCCAUCUUUACAGACAAAUAGUUAUUUUGAUAAGAAGCGAUGAAAUACUUAUGAAUAGUUGGUUGUUUAUUAUUUAUUGUGAUUUGAUUUUUUUAUAAUGUAUAUUUUAUUAUAAUUUUAUUAUUAAUUUAUUUUUACGUGUAUGCUUAUUUUUUUAUGUUUUAGAAAUUUGUGUAUAUGCAUACUUUUGUAAUUUUAAAAUGUCUAAUUUUCGUAAAAAUAUUUCUCAUAUAUUCAAAAAAACCUCUGAAGUUAUUCCACUUUUGGCGGUGGGUCAAGAAUAGUACGAGCUAUAAGGUAUAUUGGCUAAGGUUUUAUGAUUACCUUUUACUAGAAAGAUCGUUUUUCCCAUAACUAUUCAAUGUCCUCAUGAAAAUCAUCACGUGGCCCAACCACCCCUCUACUGAAUAAGGAAUAAUUUCAUUUUUGUAACUCUUUUUAAGUGAGGGAACUCUUUCCAUUAUGUGAAUUAUUGUCACGAGAAAAUCAGGGUGGUAAAGAAUGUCAUGAAUAACCCUGUCAGGGUUUGUGCAGGCUAGCCAUAUUAUGGCCGCUGCACUUGAUGUUGUGCAGACGUCGCAUUCAUAUGGGGAUGUAAUGCUUCUCACAAAAGCUUCAGAACAUUCGAAAGUGAGCAUUUCCUCUUUCCAUUCUUUGUCACAAUCACAUAUUUUCCUGAUACAGAUUAUUUUAUUUUUAAUUAAUGAAACCACAAGCGUAAUUUAUCAAUGCAUGCAACAAAAACAUGAAUAUUGGGGGUUCUCUUCUGCUUGGAGCUCACAUGCUUAGCAUCGGUUGGUGCUAUUUCUGAACAUGUUAGCUAGGUUGCCUUAGCCAAAAGUUGGAUCCCUUGUUUCCUCCCUGUUGUGUAUUACUCAUUCUAUAUUUUGCCUAAGCCUAAGAUUGGACUCUUUGAACUGGAUUUUAUGUUUCGUUUUGUCCUCUUCCAGAAUUCUAAUCGAAACAGAAGUCAAAUUGAACGGAAGAAUAUCCAUUGGACUGACCUUUUCCUUCAGCUUGGUAGAUUUAUUCAAGAUUGGAUUGGGCCUGAGUGAUAAGUGUGGCCAACCUGAUUUAACAGACUAUGAUAACAGUGGUUAUCAUAUCGAGUAGAUGAAAGAAGCAAGCUUUUAAUGUUUUGGCUGUAAAUCAUGUUACACACCAUUGUCAUGUUAUGAGUGAAGCUCCUAUUUUGAUAUGGUCAGCAUCUCUUGUUAGGUCCUUUCCUACUUCUCCAUUUGGGCUGCUUACUGGGCCUGAGCAAGAACCACACCCAAACACGUUUUGGAAUUAUUUACCACCAUAAAAGGAAGAAUGAUGUAAGGGAGACUGAGGGCAAGUGGGCCCAUGGCCCACUUACAAGGACCCCUGGGCCCCUACUGUGGGGGCACUUUUGGAAGAAGUCAGCAGGAGAGUGUGUUGCUCUCGAGUUCGUCCUCAACAGGGACCAAAACAACAACAGAACAAUGAUAUCGACAAAGGAAUAUAACCAAGAGAAACAGAACAGAAAGGGGUUUCCGGAGGAAACCUUAGAGCACGGGGACGAGUUCGAGAGCACCCCUCUCCUACUGACUUCUUCCAAAAGUGCCCCAAAGUGGGGGUCUCACGGGACCUUGUACCCUUACUCUAUAAGUGGGCCACGGGCCAACUUGCCCUCAGUCCUCCCUUACAUCAUUCUUUCUUUUACGGUGGUAACUAAUUCCAAAACGGGUUUGGGUCGUUGGUCCUUGCUCAGGCCCAAUAAGUGACCCAAAUGGAGAACUAGGAAAGAGCCUAACAAUAACCCCCCAUCUGUUCCACCUUGUCCUAAAGUGGAAGGCAGGGUAAUUGAGCUGGAGGGCAGAAACCAGUUCCCAAAUGGCUUCAAAGUCGGGUAGCUGUUGCCACUUGAUGAGGAUCUCUAAUCAAUCCGAACCUUGGCAUCUUUAGACCUAUCUGAUUUGUCAUAAUUUGAAAGUCUAGUCUUGAGCAAUACACCAUUUGCUACAAGGUCUGCAUUCUCCUGAUGACAGCUUGGAGUCCCAGGAGACUCCCCUUCAUUGUGAAUCGUCUCUCACAAGCUUUCAAUAGCGAGAGAUGCAAAAGCCCUGUCAGUUGCUAGCACAAGCUCUUUAGGCCACACUGCCUUUUCAUCAUCCCUUUGGGAUUCCAUUAUCAAGGUGAUCGAAUUCUCCAAGGCCGUCUGGACGCUCGUUCCCGUGCAGCCCACAGCAAUAGAAAUUGAUGAACCUCCAACACGACGUGGAGAAACUUCAGAAACUCGUUGACCCUUACUCUCGCAUCUUUGAUAGUCUUGAGAUGUUUCUGGCUCCAAAACAUGAAGGUAUGAGCUAGAUACGACAAUGAAACAAGGUUGUCACUCAUCCAUACUGUUGUCAAUUCCUAUCCAACCAUCAAUUCUCUCAUUUUUUGAAAGAUCUUGAUUUUAGCCCUGCUGAAAAUCUUUCUCCACUCAAUAAAAACGAGCUGCCAGCUCAGCUCUUACACAAAAAAGGCGCACUCCUAGUAUACUCACUUGAAUUGUCCAUUUCACUGGCACAUGGUCAAAUGGUUCCUGAAUCCUGCUUGGUCUUUUGGUGAAUUCAAGUUUGUAACGAGUCCUUUUCCGCAUCAUAAACCCCUGCUCUGGGUGAAUUCUCUUGUUAGCACACCAGUUGAAUGGAUUUUCUGAAAUUUCGUUCAUAAUGUUAAAGGUUCCACAAAGGGGUGAAGGGUGACCAUCCAAAUCACCAUAGUGACGAAGAAAUAGUACUAGAGCUUCUGGAGGAAAUAAUUCUAGCUGCCAGAGGAAAGGAUAAAGAAAGGACAAAAAGGAAAGCCUUUUGGCUGCUAGCGGAAAGGAUAAAUAAUUCUGGCUGCAAUGAGGCUCAAGAUGAUGCUACUACUAAUUUGGUUGCUGUUACUUUUCUGACGAGGAAUACAUAUUCCCCUCAUGAUGACGGUAUUGAUACACAGAUGACAAUCUGUAUGUCCAAGUGAGUCAUAUUCUGCAAUAGACCCAUUUUAGUUGCAUUAAUGGAAUUUAGCCCCAACCUGAGUUUGGUGGAUUUGGGAACCAGUAUUGGAGCUGAAAUCAAUGUUUCGAAACCUGAACUUUACCAGGGAAUGGAAAGCCCUGAAAAUGGUGGAUUUAGUGUUGAUAAGGAUCUCUGGGCCAUGGCAAGAAGAGUGGUAUUUAAUCUUAUCACGGACAUCAGUAGUGUUUCAGUUUAUCUUAACAAUAAGGAUGGCUUGCUGCUGGAGCAGCAUUAACACAGGCCCAAUCCUGUAUGAAGACCAAGUCUACCAACACCAAACGGAAGUCCAACCAGGAGCAGUGUAGAGACUCUCCAAGGCACCACCGGAAUGGAGGUCCUGAUCAAAUGGAAGGGUCUACCUGACUUUGAAGCUACUUGGGAAGCAGCAUCAACCAUCCAUCACCAGUUUCCUGACUUCCAUCUUGUGGACAAGGUGGAACAAAUAGGUGUGGGGGAGGAGGGGGGGUUUGUUAGGUCCGGAACUGUUGGGCCCAAUACCAGGCCCAAUGUCCGAGUUACUUCAGCCUGGAGAGGGAAGGUUAAAAUGUAGAUGGGUCAAAGGAAGCUGGGCCAAGGGACCAUGAAGGAGAAUGGGUAUAAGGACCCUUAAGGAUCCUCACUAUGGGGCACUUUUGGAAGAAGUCAGUGGGAGAGUGGGGCGCUCUCAAACUCAUCCCCAACUGUUUUAGAGUUUCCUCCGGAAACCCUUGUUCUGUUCUUUCCUAUUUUCUGUCUCGGUGGAGUUAUUUUCGCCUGUUCCUUUCAGUUAAUUUCCCUGGUUGCUACCCUAGUUUCUACCCUUGUUUUGGUCCCUGUUUUAGGACCCUAACAUCUCUCUUUCAUCUUGCCGAGCUAGUCAACAUUAUUUUUAUUGAAAAGAUGGAGCAGUUGAUGGAUCGGAGGCAGUGAAGGUUAGGGGAAUGCAGUGACUUUCCUCCUGUGAAAAGUGCUCUUUGUAAGGAACAUAAAUUAUUGGAGCUCCACUGAGGGGUUCCUGGGGUAUUGUGGAACUUAGGCUCAGUUUAAACCAUAAGUGGGAUACCUUGGUCCCUAGGCAAGGUACAUUAAGCUGAACCCAGACUGGUGGAUGUGGGCUUGAUGAUGAUGAUAGUGAUGGUGAAGUUGGCAAGUUUGUCUCUGAGGGGUUCCAGUCCCAUGUUUUUCAGAAAGUCAUAUGUCUUGCCAAAACUAGUGAGGGUGUAAAACUACAAGCUUUCAUUUAUAAAGGUUGGACUUGCAAUACUAUUAUAAACUUUUAUUUGUUAAUAUUAUCAUUCUUGUUGGCAUUUGGGGAACUUUAUGCCAUAGAAAAGUAUUGAUUUUUCUUGAUCAUGCUUUCAAUGCUAUGCCUAAUUCCUAUGGUAAUUCAGUUACAGAUAUUCUUGAUAUAAACACUGAUAUAAGCAAGACCUGUAUCCAAGGCUGCCCAAGAAAAUAUAUAUUUUUGGUCUUGGAAGGCUUGAAAUUAAGCUAACUUGGCCAAUACCUUUAUCCUCAUUAUUUCAUGAGUUCAUCCUUGAAUAAAGUUCACAUUGAAGGAAAUGCCACUCCUAUUGACUUUCCUGUUUACUAAUCUAUUUGUUGUUCUUCAAUUUUCUGUCCAGGAAAAACCCUCUGCUUACAUGGUAGAGAUGGCGUGGGUUGAGAGUGUAAGUCCAACUUUAAGUAAUGCACGCUUGCUUUUGGUAGAAAGUCUAAACUGUCUCGAUUGCCACUACUUGAUGCACUUCCCUAGCUGUGCUGCUUCUUUCAGCUCCCCUGAAUCAAUGUGAUUAAGCAAAUAAUGAAGUUUGUUUCUUCAACCUUCAUGAAAUUAUUUCAUGCACAUAAUUCUCUAAUUAUAUGAAGUUGUAUAUCUGUUUUUGGUGGAUAAGUUUUACCUGUGUUACCGGUUUCACUUUAUGGAAAAUCCCGGCAAAGAUUUUGAGAUGAUAUGUUUAUUGUAAUUUGUAUCAAAAAACUUUCAAUCGCCAAACAGGAUCACCUAUGGACAGUAUGGAUCGAGCUUAAUAGGUCAUUGAACUUAUUUGACCCUGAAAUCAUAACAAGUUGCAAUGAUCCAAUAGUACACAACUUCCGACUGCUAAUCCUUUCGAUGUAUCAAUCUCCAUCCCCAAUUCAAUUGUUAAUUGUUGUCACAGUAUCAAUCUCCUGUUUCACCAAGUAGUGCUUUGUUUUUUGGUCUAAACAACAGAGAUACUAGAACCCACUGAAUGCUGCGUCUCAUGUUGAGGUAUAUGUGGAUUUUUAUUUGAAAUUCUACCUCACUUUUGAAUUUUUUUGGGGUAUUUAUUUUAGAAGGCAAUUUUGUAGAGGAUAUUCCCAGAAGUAUGCAAUCCUUAUGUUCGGAAAGGAAUUACUUUCAGGACCAACGGCCGACGUUCAUGUUUGUUCAUCUGUGUCAUAAAGACCUCAAUCUGUGAGCUUGAAUGAGUGGCUUUAUUACUUCAUGCGACUAUAAAACCCCUCAAAUACUUUCACAUCAGUUUAUCCACCGACAUAAUUGUUUCAUCAUUUGUCAUCAUUCAUUUCCAAUGAUGUACAGUUCUGAAAAAUCCCAAAAGGAUGUGUCAUUAGCGGCUCUUGGAGGUUUUAAUACGGAAUUCUUAGGACUAUUUUUGAGACUGGAUAUUCUUCUAAUUAUAGAUCGUUUCUAGUAAUGUAUCUGUAAAAUAUGUUAUAUGGUUUUCAAUAUUAGCUUGUAUUAAUGAGCCUCUCUAGUUUAGUUUUCUGGAAAUUAAAGAAAUGUUGCUGCACUUUUGGUUUCAUUAUUCAAUAAAUCUUUUAUAUCUAUUUUAUUUAGUUUUUGAUUAUUCCUGGAAUUUCUGUCGAUCUAAUGUAACCAUCUUUUGUAGUUAGUGAAUGUCACUACAUCAGAAGCUUUGGAAUUCUUGGAUAAGUUCCUUGACAUGAACCCAGAUUCCAAGUAAUAUUCAGUUUUCUAGAAAAUUUGAUUUACUUCCUUCUGCAAAUAUUUUCAUCUUCGAUUUGUUCAAUUGGAUCUAUCUAAUUUAGAUGAAUAUUUACCUUUUUUAUUUAAACUCUUGAUGUGAAUUUAAGUUCGUUAAUGUGAAUUUUUUAUAUUUACUUCAUCUUAAAAAAAAAAAUUAUUGAUUUAUAUUUCAUAAUCAAAAUAAAACUUCAAAAUAUCCCUAAUGCUUAGUAAGAUCAGUGAUAAUAUGUUGUGCCAUAAACAACAGAAAAGUUGUUUGUGUACACACCAUAUGGUCGAUGGAUCCCAAAUUCUGAAACCCUGAAUCAAAUAACUUUGGCUCCAAAAGUAGAGAAAUCAUUCAGAUAUGAUCUUUCGACAAUUUUUUGUUUACCUGGAACCUCCAAGGGUCUGAAAAUGCGGUCUUAGGCUUCUACCUUUCUUGUCUAUGCUAAUAUGCACUCCCUCCUUGAUAUGGCUCACUGUUACUCCCUUCAGUUUCUCAUGUUCUCUGUCCCAGCUACUCCUCUUUUAUGAGGUCCUCCAUUCGUUGACGUUAAUUUAGUUAUGGUUAUACUUUCUGCUGCUAGCUGUUAUGCCACACUCCUUAGGGAGAUUUCUUGCUUCAAACAAAAGCAUCAUUUCUACAUCCUGCUGCUUUUGCUCCUCGCCAUUAAGCUUUGGUCAGAUUACGGUUACCGUUAUCUUUACAUAAGCACAUGCAACUGUCAACACUUUCUUUUUAUUACUUUUGUGACAGUGACUCACAUUCUUGGAACCUGAAGGAUCUGCAUUAAGUUUAGCCACAUGCGCUUGCAUCCUAUGGCAAUAUUAGUAUUUCUCUUCUGUAACGAUGUAUCUUUGAUCAAAGAACUUUUAUCAUUUCGUUAUUCGAUCAGUCAAGCAUGAGAUAGGAUUCCUUGUUAUGAAGCUCACAGCUCUGUCUCCAUCUUUCAAACAAUUGUGCCACCUAAUCCUUUCUUCUAUCGUGUUUACAGUAUUCCACUUCCAAAAAUACAUACCUGGAUUCCUCAUCCAUCAAAUCUCUUUGGGACAAUAUUGUUCUCAGACCAAUUUUCUCAACUAAGUGGGCCGUUCAGACACGAUUCGGUGCUUUUACUCUUUUUUUUUGAUGUUCACUGGGAUUGGGAGGUGGAGUAAAGGUCGAAAUCAGCUGAUUUCGCACACUAUGCAUGUAACUAAUGUUCUAGCCGCAUGUGCUUUCCAAUUUUUUUUUUUCUCAUUAAGAAUGCUCAAGUGUUGAUUAAUCUCAGUGAUGAGUUGGCAGCACAUCCAUCUUUACAGUUUUGCAAGAUAGUCACUUCCAGAUGGUCAUGAAUUAGUUUUUCUUUUGAAUUCUGGCUUUUCAUUGAAGUCGACUGGAUUAUGAUUCAAACUGGUGCGAAAUAGUUGCUAUUUGCAUUCUUUAUAUGACAUCUGGGAGAUUUUACUCUAUAAUAACCGAGCUAUUUAUGCUGUGUCACUAUUUCAGUGGUCGGGUUGAUUUUCAUGACUUUCUAACAUCUAUGCACUUGGGUCCUUCUAGUCCACUCUCCGAGAAGGUCAGUGUUCAUUUUUGCAUCCUCCGUUCUUCUUUGCAAUAUCUCUUUCCUUUGAUUUUUCAGGGCUUGCUGAACGUUAAGCUGGAGACUAGGUUGAAAGAAAAAAAAAAGAAAAAAUGAAAGUUUAUGCAUCUAUCUAUGUCUGUUUUCUGGUAAUUAUUUGGGCUCCAUCAUGUUUCCAAGUCGGGCGUCCUCAGUUGCAUUUUAAACCCCGGUUUAGGUUUCCUUUUCACCUCAAUCAAAAACUGUGUAGACCCCGCCGAAGAUUCACAUGAUGAGAAGAGGAACUGAUGAGAUUCGCUCUAUGAACUGAGGUAACCGCCAAGUUUGUUCAAAAGUUUAUCAGACUUGAGCUUUCCUGUCAGUUCAAAAGGCUUCUGACAGUAGCAACUCAUAUCGAGCAUUUGUAUGGCUUUGGAUGGUGAUUCUCUGGCCGAAUGCUUGCUUAGAUCACUGUAGAUACUGAUAUAGUUGUGGUCAUGGAAGUAUUUUAGGAAAAUGGCACGGCACAGUUGUUUUUAAUCGCUUGGCUUUCCCCUUGACGAGUAACUGUGUGUACUAUCAUAUUCAUGCAGACCUUUUUCAUGUUUAGAUUCUUUCUGCAAUUAUUUAAUCGAAUAGGGUAUUGAUUUAUAAUUUUUCACUGACGUACCAUAGUGAUGUGACGCCGUGCAUUUCAUUAUGAAGGUUUUUCGAUUCGUCGAUGUGGAGAACAAAGGAUUUAUAACCUUUCGACAGGUAGGAAGAGAGAACCAGUAUCCUCAAUAAUCUCAAAUUCUCGUUCCAUUCAAGAGCAUAGUUAUUGUGGACUGCAUUUCUCCAAACGUGAAUUUACUUUGAGGUCUUGGACUAUAUCAACAAUGAUUUUUCCUUAGAAUUCGGAUACUUUAUUGAUCCACUUGCUUCCCCAAUUAAGUGAUUUCCACUUGCUAUUCCGGUGUAAAGUAGAGAAAAUACUGUCCUUAUAAAAGAAGCCUGAUUUCCCAGAGGAGAUGGCCUGCUUACUAUAUUUUAAUUGGGAUGACCCGAACCGAUGCAGUUUUUGCUGGGCUCCGGCAGCAUAUUAAAGCAGGCGUCAUUUCAGCAGACGUGUGGGGAAAUCUUCAGUGAAUGCAGCAGUGGGGAUCUUCUGUCGAGAGAGAAGGUAAUUUCUUCCUUGUCUGUUCUACGUGUGGGGGCAUGAGGUGUUUGAGGCUCUGACCCGUCUGGCCUCUGCAGCUGGGGGAGGUCGUUGGAUCCGCAAUCCCUGGAAUCUCCUCGGAAACUGUAAGCUCUUGAGCACUAAUCUUUACUCAAUGAUGGCCGCUAGGCUUCUUGACUGUCCUCUCCUGGUUGCAGCUUCGUGAGCUCUUCAGGUCAUUUGAUGUCGACAAAGAUGGGGUGGUCUCUAGGAGAGACUUCAUGGAGUUCUUGCAGAAGAACCCACUGAUGAUCGCCGUCUUUCUGGUCAGCAAGAGGCCUCAUGACUCAAUGGACGUUUAUUACUGA